Molecule: messenger RNA, 993 nt
Organism: Emiliania huxleyi CCMP1516
Lineage: Eukaryota; Haptophyta; Isochrysidales; Noelaerhabdaceae
Exons: 3
Coding region: 1-993 (330 amino acids)
Biological process (GO): calcium ion transmembrane transport; intracellular calcium ion homeostasis
Cellular component (GO): membrane
Molecular function (GO): calcium, potassium:sodium antiporter activity; calcium channel activity
Source: RefSeq, a predicted model, not a curated record
AUGGCCAUCUCCCGCAAGCUCUCCGCGAUGAGCGACGAGCAGCGCGACGUGCGCCGCUACGUCAAGCUCGCCUACUUUGCGAUGGCUGCCUGCGGCCUCGCGGCCUUCGCCUACCUGGGCGGCGAGUCGGACGCGCACCUCGCCUCGGAGGGCGCACCUCAUCGCCGCCGUCUCGGAGGGGGCGGGCCCGUCGUCGGCUGGGGCAAACCCGGGGGCAAGCUCAAGCUUGACUGCCACUACAUGAACCCGUUGUACAACUACUCGGACUCCGCCCCGGCUCCCGACCACUACCGCCAGCUGGCAGAGGAGGGCGGCUUCCCGGAGGUGGAGGGCGGCAAGGGCUUGCCGGAUAACGCGCCGCCCUGCCCGCCCGCGCCGCCCUACAAGGUCCACUCUUGCCAGGUCCUCUACUGGGACCUGACCGACUUUGACACGAGCGGCGGCGUCGCCGUCUGGCUCUUCAUCAUGUUCUACUGCUUCGUCGGCAUCGCCAUCGUCUGCGACGACUUCUUCGUCGAGGCGAUCGAGGAGGUGGUCGAGGUGCUCAAGAUUCCCGAGGACGUCGCCGGCGCAACCUUCAUGGCGGUCGGGUCGUCGGCGCCCGAGUUCUUCACGGUGAUCAUCGCCACGAUGGUGACCGAGUCGGACGAGGGCAUCGGCGACAUCGUCGGCGCCGCCGUCUUCAACUCGAUGACCAUCAUCUUUGUCUGCCUUGGCUUUUUGUGGAUGCUCUGGAACAUCGCCGAAGGCCCCUACGAGGCGAACGCGCUGAAGGGCAACCUCUGGUUCCCCAUCAUGAUUGUGCUCGUCUACUCGGGCUUCCUGCUCAUCGCCUUCAUCGUCUCGCGGUGGCAGCUCACCAAGAAGCUCGGCUUCUCGCUCAUCUUCCUGCACAUGACCUUCAUCGCCCUCACGCUGCUCACCAACUCGAUCGGCGGAAAGGAGCCCGUCCUGCUCCUGCCCAACACGCCCGGCUGGUCGGACGGGCGCUGA